This is a messenger RNA of Lachancea fermentati, 1335 nucleotides long. Lineage: Eukaryota; Fungi; Ascomycota; Saccharomycetes; Saccharomycetales; Saccharomycetaceae. The record is from the annotation of a GenBank genome assembly.
AUGAGUGUAGUUGGCGAUAUUUAUGACGUUAAGUUUCUCACUUUCAAUACGUGGGGACUAAAAUUUGUUUCGAAGCAUAGAAAAGAACGGUUGCGAGCUAUUGCGGACAAAUUAGCCGGUAAAUCGGCAGCAAUUCCCCUUCCUGGCUCAGAGACCUUGCGAUCAGAUGAAUGUGAGCUAGAGGAUGAUUAUGAUGUGGUAGCUCUUCAAGAAAUUUGGUGUAAAUCUGAUUGGGAUUAUAUUGUGAGCAGGUGUCAUCAAAAGUACCCCUACUACAGAAUAUUCUAUUCGGGAAUACUGGCAGGUCCUGGGUUAGCCAUUUUGUCAAAGAUACCCAUUGAAUCGACAUUUUUGUAUCGAUUUCCAAUCAAUGGCAGACCAAGCGCUUUCUUCAGAGGCGAUUGGUACGUGGGCAAGUCUGUUUCCAUCACCUUACUUAAGCCUUUAAGCAAGUCAACAUAUCCACUUGCUAUUUUGAAUAGCCACAUGCAUGCUCCAUAUGCGCUGAAAGGUGACGCAGCUUAUCACUGUCAUAGGUCAUGCCAAGCAUGGGAUUUUAGCAAAAUUGCAAAUCUAUACAAGAAAGCUGGAUACGCGGUGGUGAUCGUAGGGGACCUCAACUCAAGACCUGGUUCUCUUCCUCAUCAAUUCUUGACAAAGGAGACAGGUCUUGUAGACUCGUGGGAACAGUUACACGGAGAGCAGGAUUUGCAAUUGAUUUCGCGAAUGGACCCCCAUGACCAAAUAAGAUUAGGUGGAACUACCUGUGAUUCUAUUCUAAAUACUUGGAGGGCACAGAGGAGGCCCGAUGAGGCUUGUAGGCUGGACUACGCCUUGGUUGAUCCUGAAAGAUUGGAGACUGUUCAGGCAAGGGUGAAGUUUACUGAACAGAUUCCAAAUGUUGGUAGCUUUUCUGAUCAUUUUGCUUAUAAUUGUACCCUUAGAUUACUUCCAAAAAGCGAAUCUCAGCCCAAAAAUCCUCCGAAGAGAGACUUGUUGUUAGACAAACUCGCCAAUUAUGAAGAAAUGCUUCAAGUUCUUGCGAAAUAUCGUAGAGUUUCCAAGUGGCAGAAGUUGUGGAGGGGGACUCACUUCUGGCUCUCGGUUUUAAUCAUCAUUAUAAUACAUGUCGUCACGACGUUCACUUCUAAUCGCGCAGGGUGGUCUUCUGUGUUUUGGGUAUUCUUCGCUACAUUCAUGGCAGUGACUGGACUCAUUGAUGGCUUAAUAUCAUUCCUAUUUGGCCGAAGUGAAAUUCGCGCGUUAGAAGAAGUCUCACAAGAAGUUCGAGACUCAAGGAGGGAAAUCCAAGAAACAUUGGAAAAUAAGCUAUAG